AUGGAUUCUGACCCAUCGGAAGGUGCGACGGCGGAAAUUUUCGCAGAUAUGUUCUCUGGAGACGGAGCAGUAACAUCUGUACACGAGCAAGAUGUGUCUGCGAACCCGACAGACUCGGACAAUUGGGUGGAAUCGCUUUAUCAAACCAUCAUGGAUCCAACACUUGCAUCGAAAAGUGUCACAUUACUCACAGAGAGUCCGAUCAACGUGGCAACUUCGAGCCCAACAAUCUCGCAGCCGUCUUCACCGGCCCCGGAGCGGAGGAUCGGAGAUUGUGUGGCCGGAGAAAGCGGGCCACAGCUAAGAGAAGAGGUUGAGGAGGAAGAUGAAGAUGAAGAAACGAUAAAUGCAAGAAACAAAGGCAUAAACGGGUCCGGAGGGGCAGAAAAGGGGGUGGAAUCGGCAGGAUCUGAUCACGUGACGGCAUUCCAGCCGUUCGCCCUCCCGACACUGGAAUUCCUCCGGGACAGCUUGGCCAAAUACACGGAGUUACUAAGCAAAAAAGAGCCAAUGGAUUCGAUCCCGGCCAGGACUGAUUUUUUGGUGACUCACUACUGCGAGCUUCACGGGUUGCGGCUGAGGCCGAAGGCAAUAAACGAGUGCCUUGCGCAAAUCAGGCGAGACAAGGAGACGGCGCAGCUUUCAGCCCGGAUCGGGAACAAGGAGUUGCUGGAUGAAAUACGCAACUUGCUGGUGCUCAGCGACAAAAAGAGAAAGGCGUAUAACAAGAAGAAGAGCCAGCGGCACCAGCAACAGGCGGAGAUGCACACCUCUACACCUGUGAAGGCUGCAAUGGUUGGGGGGAUGGGCGGUGCAAUUGGUGCAGGGAUGUAUGCUGCGGCCUCUGGUCCCACAUCUGCAGGCAAUACUGCGACAUCCUCCGCUGGAAAUCCGGGCAAUCCCGCUGGCAACCCCGCAGGCAACUCUACGUCCGCACCAGCCUCCGUUGCCCAUCCUUCCGCUUCAUUGUCAUCCAUUUCUUCGUCUACGCCCACCCCUACACCAGCACAGCCCGCCCAGCAGAUCUCGACCGCCCGCAGCAUCCGAAUCGGGUUCUGCCGGGGCGACGCGUCGAAUUUCGUUGGUGUUGCCGACUACGGCCGCCUUUCGCAGGCUGUGUACCGUGAACCGUACGUGCAACAACUCCGGGCGCGGUCGAUGAAGGUUCGCGCGUCGAUCGACGCGGUUUUUGGCACCCGCUCCUCGGUCGCCGGUGAGAACUUGCUUUCGCACCCGCUUACGUACGUUGGAAUUCCGCUCCACCCGGCCCGAAAUUCGUGUUUUAUCGACUGCGAUCGCGACCGGAUGGUUUCGUAUGCCGAGGUGAUUGUAGAUAUUGGUCAGCGGGAUAUAUCGGGCCAAACGGGCCAAGCGGGACAAACCGGGUCUGCAGAUACCCCGGGGCAGGCAGCAGAACCCGGCAGUGCUGCAGUGCCGCCAGAUUUCUCAUCGUUUGUGCUUCUCAAGGUGGUUACGCGGGUUUAUUCGCAGGCAGCACUGCUAACGUGCAAAACAGACCCUGUGACAGGGUACUUUGUUUCUCCAACGUCGAAAUUCGUCCGCAUCAUGCUCCCCUUGCAGGCUGGACUUUGGGCGUCGCUUUUGAACGACUUAAACAACGGAAUUAUAACGGAAAAGCGGUUUGACCAGAUCUGCAUUUGCCAGACGCUCCUCGUGAAAUGCCCAGGGCGGGGUUCGAACGAGGGGGCCGGCGAGUUCUGCCCCGUGCACACCUUUGUGUGGGAUUUCUGUUCCACCGGAACGCCCCGCCAGCCGCCGGUUGCCGUCACCGUGCUCUCCGGCUCGAACCCGCGGAAUAUGCUCACUUUCCCCAAGCUAAGGGGCCACAAAAGGGCCAGAUCCCGCUCCUUGAAUGAGUUGGACCGCAUUAGUGUGCCGCCCUACCUACCGGAAAAGGGUUUUUAUCUAAAAUCCAGAACUCCCUCUGGUGCCUUAUCCGCCGUUUACCCGGGCUUCAACAACGCCGUGUUCUCCGCCCCGCGGUGUGGCCGGCUGCAAAGUGCCGGCAGCAUUGACACGUCCACCGGGAUGGCCGAAUUUUCCGCCCCGUACUACGAAACGCCGCUCGCCACGCCCAGCGACGAGCCCCCGGUGGCUUCCGCGGGCCACCCGGUGAUGUUCCGGGCAAAUUUUUCGGGACCCGCGCCCAAGCCCCGCCCGGGCCGCCUCGCGCUCCACCCCAACACCUCUGCACCCGUCGUCUACCGCCCCGUGCCCACCCCGCGCGUCAAGCCCGAGGACCCCACCGCCCUGCUGCCCGCCAUGCUGCCCUCCCUCGCGGGCAGUGCGGGCUCCUCGGCCUCCAACACCAGCACCUCCAGCAUCGAUGCCCCGCAGAGGCACAGCGUAACUGUUGCCGAGAAGCUCGCCUCCUGCAAGCCUUUGGCCCCCGCCCCUGGGCCGACCCCCGAUGGCCCCGGCCAUCUGGCCAGGCCUGUAAAGCACCCCAGCAAGCUUAGCAACGCAGGCGUUGCAGAGAUGGCCCCCAAGGCGGGGUGCCUUGUAGAGUCUUUAAAGCUACGGUUCGAUGGCAAUUACAAGUUCAGGUACUACAAUCCGGAGGGCAAGUCCGAUGACCAGUAUGCGGCCGAUUCAAAGAAAUAG
Messenger RNA from Brettanomyces bruxellensis, 2625 nucleotides. RefSeq lists its product as uncharacterized. Lineage: Eukaryota; Fungi; Ascomycota; Pichiomycetes; Pichiales; Pichiaceae. The transcript has a single exon. Bases 1 to 2625 code for a protein of 874 amino acids. The record is from RefSeq and is a predicted model, not a curated record.